AUGGGCAAGGUAAAUCAGAAAGUAUUGAUUGAUGUCAUGGAAGAAGCGUCAGAUGAAAGCCACAUCAGGUUGGAUCUCAGUUAUGGCGAACCAGAGCCACCCACGGAACAGUAUUGGUUCAGUGUCAAAGGCCAAGAAGUAGGUUGCCUGGACCACUUGUUGCUGAUGGGAGAAAAAAUGCUUAUACAAAGCAAGCAGGUUUUGGUGGUCAACCCGGUUGAAAUCCCCCAACUGAAAGCCGAGCUUGACGACAUCAUGGAAUCUAUCCACAAGAUGGCAGCACCGGACCAGCGUUCCCGAAGCCCAGAUAUUUUCGACAGGUUACCGGUUGAGUUGCGAAAUUGGGUAUUUGAAUUUCUUCCAGCUGGUUCAAUUGUUGCCUUGAAGGCUGCUUCACUGGCAAUGCACUCGACCACCUUGUCUGGAGAGUGUUGGAAGCGCAGGCUACGAACUGAAUUGCCAUGGCUCUGGGAGAUCCACGAUAUAGAUAUCUUCCAAUCACAAGAGGUAGAGGAAAGGGCUUCUAAGCUACUUCUUAACAUUGAGAAGAAGAGUCUGUACACAUCCGAGAGUGACGAUUACAUCUUCGGGCUUGCCAACCGGAGGCGUAUUUGGGGCGUUUGCGAGCAGCUUCGGAGCCGGUACUUGCAAAAGCUUGAGGGUAUUGCCAAUACAUAG
Penicillium coprophilum is the source of this 678-nucleotide messenger RNA. RefSeq lists its product as uncharacterized. Gene Ontology annotation, molecular function: protein binding. The transcript has a single exon. NCBI's taxonomy places the organism in Eukaryota, Fungi, Ascomycota, Eurotiomycetes, Eurotiales, Aspergillaceae. The coding region runs from base 1 to 678 and encodes 225 amino acids. The record is from RefSeq and is a predicted model, not a curated record.